GGCUGAGGCCCCGGCCGCCGCUGCCCGGCCUCCCCCGCGCACCCGCCCCGGGGGCAGCGAGGCGCCGGGAGGAUGCGAGUGGGCGCUGCGGCCGGCGGCGGCGAGGCGAGGGCCCGGGCGGCCGGCGGCCUUGGGAGUUCCCGGCUCACCCGCCGCCCCCCCGCCCCAAGAGAAGUGCAGUAGUUUUGUGAGGCGCAAGAUGGCGGCGCGGCCGUGAGCGGAGGCGGCCGGCGGGCGGGCGGGCAGGCGGCGGGGCGAGGCGGAGCGGCGCCGGCAGAUCAGGAUGUGCAGCGCUGGAGAUCGACCCCGACUUCAAUACAGCACGUAAUGGAGGCAGUUCUGCAUCUCUGAAAGGGCUCCGAGGAUCUGCUGCAACAGUGAACGUUACCUGGUGUUGGAUGUGGACUUUAAAACAGUGUGUCUCAACAUCUCAUCCUCAACUAUCUAUCUUUAAUCUGAUUGCACUACAAAAGAAAAGCUGCUAAUGGGAUAAAUGUUGAGGCUUUACAAGAACUGACUUGAAGCACCGAAAGCCAUUACCAUUAUUAAUCAAGAAGAGCUUGGAGCUAAGUCUGUAUCUGACCAAUCAUUUUCACGUGACAGGCAUGGCAAGUAAACGAAAAUCAACCACACCGUGCAUGGUCUUAGCCAACGAGCAGGAUCCGGAUCUAGAAAUGGUAUCAGACUUGGAGGAAGGACCACCUGCACUGGCACCAGCAGAUAACCCUGCAGCUGAGAGUGUAACAAGUGAUGAGGAUGUUCAUGAGUGUGUGGAUUCAGACAAUCAGAAAAAUGCAAAUAAAGUAGAAGGUGGCUACGAGUGUAAAUACUGUAGUUUUCAAACUCCAGAUCUCAAUCUGUUUACUUUCCAUGUGGAUUCAGAACAUCCCAACGUAGUCCUAAAUUCAUCCUAUGUUUGCGUAGAGUGCAAUUUCCUUACCAAAAGAUACGAUGCUCUCUCCGAACAUAAUUUGAAGUACCACCCUGGAGAGGAGAAUUUUAAAUUGACCAUGGUGAAACGUAAUAAUCAGACAAUCUUUGAACAAACAGUAAACGACCUCACUUUUGAUGGGAGUUUUGUUAGAGAAGAAAACGCUGAACAGGCCGACUCUUCUGAGGUCCCCUCAUCAGGGAUCUCCAUUAGCAAAACUCCGAUUAUGAAAAUGAUGAAAAACAAAGCCGAGACGAAACGUAUUGCUGUUUUCCACAACGUAGUUGAUGACAUUCCUGGUGAAGAAAAGGGAACUGAAAACGAGCCAAACUCUGAGGAAGUAGUAGAAAACCCACCACCGGCAGUUUCCGAGUCGAAAGCGAGCCAUGGGGUGGUUGGCAGUGCAGCAGAUGUGGCCAGUGCGGUCGUGACUCCAGCACCGGUGCUCCAGCCCGGGGUGGCACAGGUUAUAACAGCUGUUACAGCUCCACAGAACUCUAACCUGAUUCCCAAAGUCCUGGUACCUGUAAACAGCAUUCCAGCCUAUAAUACUGCUUUGGAUAACAAUCCUCUUUUGCUUAACACCUACAACAAAUUCCCAUAUCCGACCAUGUCGGAAAUCACUGUUCUUUCCACUCAAGCAAAGUACACAGAGGAACAGAUUAAAAUAUGGUUUUCUGCCCAGCGUCUGAAACACGGGGUGAGCUGGACACCAGAGGAAGUGGAGGAAGCAAGGAGGAAACAAUUUAAUGGCACAGUGCAUACUGUGCCACAGACAAUUACCGUUAUUCCGGCACACAUUUCCGCCGCUAGCAAUGGUUUACCUUCCAUUUUACAGACAUGCCAAAUAGUUGGUCAGCCAGGACUUGUUCUCACUCAAGUGGCAGGUGCAAACACAUUACCAGUAACAGCCCCGAUAGCAUUGACUGUGGCAGGAGUCCCAAACCAAACACAGUUACAGAAGACUCAGAUUCACACUGCUCAGCCUAGUGCAGAAACCAAACAAGUAGCUGCCGUCCCAGCCCCUCAGCCUAUCAAAAAUGAAUCCACACUGAUGAAUCCCGACUCCUUUGGCAUCCGAGCAAAAAAAACUAAAGAACAGCUGGCAGAAUUGAAAGUCAGCUACCUUAAAAAUCAGUUUCCUCAAGAUUCAGAAAUUGUUAGACUUAUGAAAAUAACAGGCCUCACAAAAGGAGAGAUCAAAAAGUGGUUCAGCGAUACACGCUACAAUCAGAGGAACUCAAAGAAUAAUCAUGGGAUUCAUCUCAACAGUGAUUCAUGUGCCACCAUUGUUAUUGAUUCAAGUGAUGAAAUGAAUGAGUCCCCAACGGGAGUCACUCCACAGAGCAAGUCAUCAUGGAGCGGUUUUCCUGAUUUCACCCCACAGAAAUUCAAAGAGAAGACUGCUGAACAGCUGCAAGUCCUCCAAGCAAGUUUUCUGAAUAACCCUGUCCUUACUGAUGAAGAGAUGAAUAGGUUAAGAGCCCAAACCAAACUGACCAGGAGAGAGAUUGAUGCCUGGUUUGCAGAAAGAAGGAAAUCAAAUGUCUUAAAGGAAGAGGGAGCUGACUUGAAUGAGAGCAAUGCUGGCAGCUCAAAAGAAGAGGCUGGAGAAACAUCUGUGGGAGAUGGAGCCCCAGGAGCAAAAUCAGGGUGUUCCACUUCAAGCAAAAUAGGCAAAAAAUCCCCAGAGCAGUUGCAUAUGCUUAAAAGUUCCUUUGUCCGUACUCAGUGGCCAUCUCCACAAGAGUACAACAAGCUGGCAGAAGAAACCGGGCUCCCAAGAUCAGAAAUUGUGAGCUGGUUUGGAGAUACCCGCUAUGCCUGGAAAAAUGGUGGAUUGAAGUGGUAUUAUUAUUACCAGAGUGCCAGUGCAAACAGUCUGAAUGGCCAAGGCUUCUCAAGGAAAAGAGGGAGAGGAAGACCAAAAGGGAGAGGAAGAGGGAGGCCUCGGGGGAGGCCUCGGGGAAGCAAGAGGUUAAAUUGUUGGGACAGAGGUGUGUCCGUCAUAAAAUUCAAAACUGGAACAGCAAUCCUGAAGGACUACUAUAUGAAGCACAAAUUCCUUAAUGAGCAAGACCUUGAUGAACUGGUAGCCAAAUCUCACAUGGGAUAUGAGCAGGUCAGAGAGUGGUUUGCAGAAAGGCAGAGGAGAUUAGAACUUGGAAUAGAGCUGUUUGAUGAGAACGAGGAGGAAGACGAAAUGCUGGAAGAACAGGAAGAUGAGGAAGAAACGGAUGAUAGUGAUACUUGGGAACCUCCCCGACAUGUUAAGCGUAAACUUUCAAAAUCAGAUUGACAUGCAGUUUGGGAUUUGGGGGCCAAAAACCUGUGAACUAGGUUUGAUGUUACGGUGAAGAGCCAAAUGAUUUUUCAUGGCCUUCAGUUUAGCAAGCACCUGGUUAGCAUCUUCCUUCUGCCUAAAAGAACGUGGGCAAGAUGCUACCUGUGCAGGCAACAACUAUUUGCUUUCUUGCUACAAGAGAUGGACGUCCUCAGGCCUAGUCUAGUACAUGAGUUUAUAAAUCAGAUCCAGUUCAGCUCCUCCGCUUCCACAUUACCAAUGGGAAGGUUCAUGUUUGUCAUUCACGUGACUGCUUCUCAAUAAUUAAUUGCCUUAUGUUGUUUAAUUCCAAAAACAACCACAGACACGUUUUUUCGUUGAUGUAGGAGAACGUUGCCUGUUCAUGAAGGAGGAAAAUACAGAAACCUAAGAUGUCUCUUUUGCAAACAUCGCUUCACCUCAAAGGUUUCAAGGCCUGGGUUUAUUUCUUAAAGAAAGUGUUCAAAACACAAAGAGAAGGGGAAAGUGUGACAAAGGAAUCAAUGACCCUAGGGGUGAGGUUUGCUUGGUUUAAGAAAAUGAGCUGAUAUUGUCACCUUUUGCCUAGCUUCAGAGCGUUUUGGGUUUACAGAACUCAUGCUGGAAUGUUCCUUGUUGACACCUGGGCUAACCGAAGGAGUCUAAUGCUAGAAGAUGCUUUUUGUUACAUUUAAUCAGUGUAUCCUACAUCACUUUAAUUUAAAUGCCUGACAAACUUGAUGCAGUUGAUAGCAAUGUUUGGUUUUAGCUUGUGCAUUCUUUCCUUUGGUAAGAAAUGGUAAGAAGAGUAUGUCUAUUUCUACCUAAAAUGAAACAUUUCUUGAGAUCUUACACUGAAUUUAAAGGUAAACACAAGGCAGGAACUGCCUAAAAGAGUUGGUGUGGGGUGUGUGAGAACACACAGAUACAGAGACCAAAAGUGUCUUGGGGUGCUAGUAAGAAGUGUUUUCAUGUACAUUGUGGCAAUGACAGGAUGUUUAAUUUUCCAACAAAAUGAAGUUAUGUGGCUUUUAGAUGCUUACGAAUGAUAAACACACUAGUGUUUAAUUGUUCUUCAGCAAUAGCUCAGUUGGAUGAUUUGUGUGCAAGUUUAACUGAAGUUGAUCCUAAUGGAUUGAGCUCUCACCACUGUGGGGAUUGUGCUUAGGGCCAUGGGGUGAAUGCACUUACUUCUAGAGGCUGUUUGAUCUGUCUGAACUGAACUCCAGAAACAGUUUGAUCUGAUAAAAAACUUCGACAUCUUGAAUAAAUGUCUUUAAAACAGAGAAGAAGAAGAAAAAAAAAGCCAUUUAAGACAUUGAAAUAAUAGUAGAGUUUGAAUUAGGAACUUUUAAAAAAAUGGGUGAAAUUCAUGGUAGUUAGGUUAGGCAGAUGUCUGGCAUUUAGAGAACUGGUGCUCCUCCAAGGAAGAGUAAUUUGUGUUCUUGCUAUUGUCGGUGUGCGUUUUUUAGGGAUAAGUUACUUUUAAUUUAGAUGUCAAAGUGUGAUGAUGAAUUGGUUCUGCUGUUGCCAGCACUGUCUGCUUUUAUGUUGGCACUAAUGGAAAGGAUGCUAGCAAUCUCAUUUUGCACAUGGGUCAGAUUCUUCUCUGUAGGCUUCUGCAUCUGAUGACCAAUGAGAGGCAGAUUAGUGUAGAGAAAAUGUGUCCUUGUGUUUCCACAUUUCUGAGAACCUCGUCUGGAAUUACUCUUUCUUCUAGGAUAAUUUAAAAAAAAAACAAGAAAGUAAUUUCAGAUGUGAUUUUCUGAAGCAGAGGAGUCAAUGUGAGAUUUGUUUUUCAUACCUGCUUGGGACUGAAACCCAGGUCAAAGCGCGAAAGGGAGUAACAUCUGACAAAAAAAAAAUACUGGUAACUCAGUUUCCUCUCUGGGCACUUGUAUCUGUCCUUCUGCUCCCAGGUUGAAGAGGCUGCCUGAGCUACAGGAGGAUAAUGUGUAUGAAAGCCAUUUACCAGAGUGAGCUCUUCUGACUAUUUGAGAUUGCUGGGAAGGAAAAGGCAAUGGCUUUUGGUAUGUGACACGAAUUGGCUGAUGAAGCUGGUAUCUGGCUUACAAGACUCCAGUUGGCGAGGCACAGAGUGGCCACCAGUGCUAGAGAGGACUAGCCAAGAAUCACUCAGUUUAACUUUGGGGUGGGGGAGAAGCAAAAUUGCGUUGUCAGCCUAUAUCAUUGGAGUGAUUGUGGCUCUGGAUGUGAGGUGCUGAGAGAGAGAUCAGGGUCUGGCCUUAUCAGCACUGACUGCUGCGUGUGGUUGGGAGGUAUUCUUGUUUGGUUGGUAUCUGUAUGGAUGAGGCUCUUGUAGAUGUCAGCAGAUACAAGAAAGACUCAUGUUAGCUUCAAGCUCCACUGGGAAUAAAAGGUCAAAAAUCAGUGCUUGCUGGGUGGGAAAGGACAAGGCUAGUAGGGAAAGAGAUGCUAUUUUUAAGUUUCCAAAAAUAUUUAAGCACAUCUUUAAAAUCCUUGGGAAUAUGCCUCUAGCAAGAAAAAUCUGGAGUUGCCUUAAUCCUUAAGGUUGACCCAGAAUUACAUUUUUACAUUAAAAAAAAACCAACAAACACAAACAAAAAAAAAAAAACACCUAAGCAACCUGUCCAAAUAAAGAUCUCCAAUUUUUGUUAGCAGAGACUGCAUUUAAGUUAGCAUUAAAUCCAACCUUCUUUAAAAGAUGGGAAAAAAUAAAGACCUAAGUUAAUUAUAUGAUUAAACUGGGAAAUUUUCCAUUUUGGCAGUGUUACGUUAAAUAACACUCAGCUACAAUGGUAGGCCUUAGCACAUGUGGCCUGAAAAACACAGGAAGAGGAAAUACAUUGUUUAUCAGACUAAAUAUAGUUGGAUUGGAUGUCUUCUUUCAGUAAAAUGCUCAGAGAUGAUGGCAGAUGUAUACUGGGCCAGAUUGUGGAUUCUUGUAAAUAUUCCAGUUCCAUGUGAUUAUAUUAGUAUUUUCAGCCCAUUGAGGAACAUAAUCUCUUUGCAGAAUAUAAAAUGGAAAUUAAAUUGUGUGCUGUGAGCCAGCCAAUGGGAGAUGCAGAGUACCCACAUUUCCUUUGGGCUACCCUAGCCUUGUAAGCCUUCCAGGUUUGCCAAGAAUAGGAAGAACUUGGGUGGGUUCAGCCUGAAGACAGCAGUUGUGUACGUUAUUGCUCAUAGUCUGUCUCUUAACUUCUGUUUGAACAGAAUCCAUUAAUUACCAGUUUAUUUCAUGUUUACAGCAUGUAUGUAUUUGCACUGCAUGCUGGGAGAGAGGGAAGCUCCUUCCAGAGACCUCCCUCAUCAGGACUGACAGGACAAGCAUUGGAAAGAGCUGUCAGCAUGUUGGUCUCCUAUUCCUGUGAAUUGUGGCCAUGAUUGGUGGGAACUCAAAGCUGCUGGUAACAGUGGUUUAGUUCACAUUUGUCUCAGCCAACCUCAGACUGCUGUGCUCCUUAACUAGGUGUACCGGGCACACUCUAUGUAGUCACAGAGAGAAACAGAAAUCGCCUGGUGGGCAGAGAGGAUAGAGCAUGACACCUCCUUCUAUCAGUUACAUACAGGAAACUUCCUGAACUUAAUCACAUCAGCAAGUGUCUUAAUUUAUGAUGAAUCUGAGCAUCCCUCUGCUCAUCAGAGGAGUGUCCCUGCACCCUCUUGUAGCUGGUGCGCACUCGCAGGAUGUUUUGGAAGCCAAUUGGACUUAGUUGUGUUGACAGUGGGGAGGGAAGUAGCCUGUGGUGUGUUUUCUGUAUUUCUGUGGAGCUUCACCUCUUAGGUCUGAGCUAGUUAUGAGCCAGGCUUCAGUGUUUUUCACUUACAGUGGAGAUCAAGAAACUCUGAUCUUGCUCAGAUCUUACCUCAAGGUAGCUGGUUUGUUCUUAGUCUUUAUUGGGAGCAUCCUUUCAGAAUUCAGCUGUGAGCACCACUUCCUUUAGUGCUAAGGUAGAGCUUUUCUCUUCAUCUGCAGUUUCUGCCAGGAGUACCUGAUCUGAUGAUGCUAGUUACUGCUGUCUAUGGAAUUAAUCUGAAGAGAGAAUAAAGAUCCUGUGCCAGAAUGGAGAGAGAGAACGGCUAAAAGAAAGCAAGCAGUGCCACAGCCGGGUGAGGCAUUCACCAGGACUUUGUCAUGCUGCUUCGUGGCAUGGUACAGUUUUGCUUCUAAGUACAGUGAAGGAGUACAGUUUCAUCUUAAACUGUGCUGUCUUCCCAGGAUCAAUCUGUCAAUGACCCUAAGGUUAGUGUUGUAAAAAGAAUGUCAGACAUAUUCCUCCCUGGAGAUUUGAAUGAACUAAAAGAUUGCUGGCUUGUAAGAAGUGGAAAGAAGGGAAAAUGCAGAAGCUUCAAGGCUCUUGACUUUUGCUUGCCCUGCAGAAUUCCUUUACCCAAAGUUAAUAAGCAGAACAAGUUUUACUCUUGCCGUUUUGACAGAUACAAAUAUUGCUCAUUUUACCACACAGAAAUUUGUUUUGUUUUGAAAGCAAAGGAGAAGGAAGGUACCUAGUACCUCAUCAUUAGAAUUCAGUGGAUUAUCGCUAAUACACUAUAGUAAAUGAGGCCAUUCCCUAUUUUAACCUUGUCCAGUACCAUUUUAAAACUGUUUUUUUAAUGACAUUAUAUGCAAUAUGGUCUGGCUGUAACUUUGAUUAUUGGGAAGGAAACUCCUGCAGUGUCCUCACAUGACAUGAAAUAAUUUUUCUAAUGCAUUACUUGCUGACUUUGGCCAAAAGCCUCUUUUCUUCCUGCUGGCCAAGGAGCUCUUGAGGCAGACAAAUGCACUCUCUUCUCCUCUACAGAGCAGAGGAAGCAUUUCAGAGCCCAUACAAAGUGAUUCAUGGCCUUUUGCAGUCCACAUAGGCCAGAAAGCCCAAAGAUGCAGACAUUCUCUUCCUCCCCUGUUUCCCUCUGAAACAAGAGCACAGCAGUAACUCUGACAAGUAGUCUCUGGCUGCUGAGUAACCAAGCUGUAUUUGAAGGUGGGUAGCAUUUUCCCUUUUGCACUUAAUGGAGUACUGUGUAUUCAGGCUGGAUAUCAGUAUUUGCUUCUGUAAAUAUGACAGCAUUGAUUCGCAUCCUCCACCUGAGUCCCCUAUCUGUCUAUAUUAAUAUCUCCCAAGGAGAGAAGAUAAUCUUUAAGCUUCUGUAAUAUUAAAUAUCUUUGCCCUAAGCUGAGUGCACAAAAAUAGAGUGCAAUGAAAUAUAGCUUCUUUCUUUGAUUUAAUUUAUUUUUUCUUGAAAAGUAAUUUUGUCUGCAUUCAGUAGUAAUGAAAAGAUACUGUCAAUGAUCAGAGAGCAGUAGAACUGUUGAGAGUUGUUCAUAAUGCCUGGGAUGAUUGUGUAAACGAAGAAUCAGGAAGGGCUGGCAGAGGGCUCAGUUCACUGCACUGAACAGUGCUGGGUUACACCUGUAUUCUCCAUCCAGGAUAAGUAGAUGGACCAAGUAGCAUGACAGAAACUUACCAGGUCAAGUUACUUGAUGUUUGGUGAUGUAUUCAAAUUCUGUAGGAAAAGAAGUUGUAACAGAAAGUGAAAAACCCCCUCAAUAGCUACUUAUACACACUCAACAGCUCACAUUUCGGAAUCAUUUUCCCACUUCUAAAAAGGGAGAGUUUGAAGCACAGGUGGGUUACAGCCAGUGUUUUCAAGUUUAAUGGUCUAAGCUUGGGGGGGUUUUUCUCCUUCUGCAGUGUAGAGUAUUUGCACUUUUUCAGUAGAUACGGUCAUUGCAAAAACUUACACAACAUUGUAAAAUGUCAAGUGGUAACUGAGGAUCCUGUAGCACUUUUCAUAAAUUAAGGUGAGAUUUGUCUGAUUGCAUGUUGAUGUCUGCAUUUGAGCAGGACACUGUAGCUAGUCAGUAUACAUAAUGAAUGUGAGCCAGCUCAUCCGACAUGCCUGGAGUUGGUCAGAUGAACUGCACCCUAAUCUCCACUGACUGCUGCACGUGGCUUGCAGGUGGACACUGCAGACACCUGAAAUACGGUGAGAUGGGUCUUGCCUGGGAGCCUGCUGGCUGGACUGCAGCACUGAUCUUGGAGUUGUGGUUAGCAAUGGUACUUAUCUCUGCUUCUGACUUAACACUUGUUGGAAAGUGUAAGGCCCUUUGGGUUUUCGUGGUGGGGUUUUUUUCCUAUUUUUUUUUCUUUUAUUCUAGAGCAGAUAGCACUACAAUGGUGGUUAAAGUAACUGAUCUUUCAUUAUAAUACUGUGGCAUAAAGAUGAUUUGGGGUUUCUCAAGUGUUCUAGCGAUAAGGUUGCUGUAUGAACAUUGGACCAUGUGUGAUUUAGAAUGUGUUAAGACACUUAUUUGUGUCCCAGUUGAUGAAAGUAUUUCCUUAUGCUUGUUCAAUACUAGAUACCUAUCAUGAAACUUUCCAUAAAGAAUCUGCUAGAGUGACAGAAGAUUCGAGUCUUCAUCUGUGAUACGAAACAAUCAACCACAAGAGCUCCAUUAUGAUUUCAAAAUGUUCCCACCGCCUCCAGUUCCAGCUUACAAAAGUGUUUCCCAUUUUGCAUAGCUGGCUCUCUGCAUGUAUGCUUACAGUCUGUACAGAAAUGCACUAAAAUGAGUUGCCCUACCUGGGAAGGCUUUAUAUUGUAUAGAAAAUGUGGCACUAGGUACUGCUCUUCAUGUGCACAGGAGAGUUAACAGGUGUCGAUCUCGUUUACAGAAAUGAUGGCGCUUUGCAAUUUUCUAUAAUAUAUUGCAAUAUAUUUAAAUGUCCUGUUUGACAUGUGAAAUGAAAUUUAAGUUAAUGCAUUGUUAUGUAUUUGAAGUAUGAGGAAGAUGAUUCACUAACGACCAGCAAGCAAGGUUUUUAGAAGGUGUCCAGUAUGUAGCCGUCUGUGUGGUUUGUCUAGUGUAUGUGAUGUUAAAAGGAAGCAACAAUACUGUCACUGUUUGGAAUGAAGAGUUUCUUUGGAAUGAUGCAAUAGCUUACAGUGUCUUUCCUUUGUAGCUGCCCAGUGUGGUGAAGGGGAAGCAAUUCUUGAAAAAGUUCAAGAUAACUGGUUAACUGUGAAUGGGCCUAAUCUUUCGUGAAACCAAGAAAAUUUUUGGACACACACAGGACUUGAAUACUCAAAAGGAUUGGAACUUAGUGUUGUGCCAAAGUUAAACUACUGCAGUUGGCAAAAGUUCUGCACUGUAAAUAGAAGACUGAUUAAAAGACAGCUUGUAAAAAAAAAAUAAUUGAAUUUUAAUACAGUCAGUUUUUAUUCUGAUACAUGGAAACAUUCUGGUUUAGACCUUUUUUGAAGAGGCUUCGGUGACCACUAGAUUUUGUCCUCUUAUAUUUUGUUUGGCCUAAUACUAUAUGUUCUAGUAAGAUGGGCUUUAUUGCCUGUGUUCUUUGAUAUGUGAUUAAGCUUAUAGCUUUGAGUGACCAAACAUUUUACAGAGUAAAAGUUCUUAGAAACAGUAUAAUGUAACUGAUAUUUCUGUGUCUUAUUUAUCAGGCUCUGCACAAACUUGGAAAGUUGUGCUGGACUUGUACAACUCAUAUAUGGGAACACAGCAUACUUCUGGAUAUUACAAACCUAGCCUUUGUGGCAGUAUGGAUCUUGUCUUUGGAUUUAUUUUUGUUAUUUUUUUGAGGCAAAGAGACAAAUGGAUGCUGCUGUAAAGUAUUUGUAACAUUGCCAUUAUUGCUUUCUGUAGCAAUUACUGCUUUUGCUUCAUCAGAUAAAGAAAAUAAAUCAGAGAUAGAAAAAUCCUAAAAGAUGCUGGUAGAGGAAAGGAUCACGUGGCAACUUCUGAAAAUAAACUUUGUACCAAAAAUUUGAAAACACAAA
Molecule: messenger RNA, 11015 nt
Organism: Apus apus (common swift)
Lineage: Eukaryota; Metazoa; Chordata; Aves; Apodiformes; Apodidae
Gene: ZHX1
Product: zinc fingers and homeoboxes 1
Exons: 3
Coding region: 606-3230 (874 amino acids)
Biological process (GO): regulation of transcription by RNA polymerase II
Cellular component (GO): nucleus
Molecular function (GO): DNA binding; DNA-binding transcription factor activity, RNA polymerase II-specific
Source: RefSeq, a predicted model, not a curated record